Molecule: messenger RNA, 3122 nt
Organism: Lactuca sativa (garden lettuce)
Lineage: Eukaryota; Viridiplantae; Streptophyta; Magnoliopsida; Asterales; Asteraceae
Product: cyclic nucleotide-gated ion channel 2
Source: RefSeq, a predicted model, not a curated record
CCAAAAAAACACUCAUACACCGGCGACCUUAGCUCCCUGUGCCGCCACCGGCCUCCUUUACUCACUCUGCUGCUACCAGCCUCUAUCACCAUCCUUCUUCCUCUAGUACCGAAGAACGAGGUUGAUUUAUACCAUACACCUACUGAUUUUGAAGGUGAGACAGGGGUUGCAAAUCGACGCCUCAUAGAAGACCUGCAAAACAAUGCCAAGUAAUGGACCUGCAAAUCGAUCCCAAACACUACGCCUUCAAGAAGGUUGUCGUCCCAAACCUCCAUCUCACCCAUUUCCUUUUCCGCCUGCACUAACCUCCACCCAGAUCGAUGGAGUUGUUUAUGGUCGAUUUGUUUCACUGCAAUAAUGCUUCCUUAUAAACUUAAAUCCGAAAAUUAAAGUCCAUGUAUCGAAAUUUCCAUUCAAAUCGAAUCUGAAAAUCGUUUCCAAUUUGGUUUAAGGAGCCAAAAUCAAAAUUAGGGAGUGAAGUAGAGUACUAGAGUGAAGAGAUUGAGGGGGUUCAUAGAUUUUACAGGAAAGAGCUUGUAGUGUAGAGGAUGCAGUGGUGAUAGAUGUGCAAGAAGGGAAGCUGGUGGUGUGGGUUUCCGGCCACUGGUGGUGUGGGUUUCCAACCUAUUGUCGUUGGUUUCCGGUGUGGGUGUUCUUGAGACUGUGUGUUUGUGUGUGUUUUUGAAAAAGAUAGAAAUAAGUGAAGUUGAGUGAUGUCUAGCAGAGAGAUAUACUAGGGUGAUGGUGGCGAACCAGGUAACUCCGGUGAAAAUGGAGGCCGCUGAUGCUGGUUACAGACACGGGUGAUGGAGGGUGGCGGUGAUGAUUGGGAUACUCUCCUCAUUAGUAUUAUGACAGGGAUGAAAGGAGCUAUUUGACUCCACGUAGAACUGCCUGGAUGACACCAUUGCCGACCAGGUUCUCCUUCCUCACUUUUAAGUUUUGACCAUCGCUCUCAAUCCCUCCCCAACUUCUCCAAACAAAUAAAAAUCUGAUAAUCGCCAUGGUAUCCAGAUGGAUCAAUGGCGGAUUGCAGCAAGAAAAGAGUGACUCCAAGAAAGACGACGCCCUAGAACAAUGUUUGGUAUGCAGUCAAUUCGGAAUUCCGAAUUUCCACUCCACGAGCUGCGAUCCUACACAUCAACCUGCAUGGGAGGCUCUCGCUGGAUCAUCUUUAGUUCCGAUCAAGGCCCGUCGUCAGGUUAAAGAUCAAAACCGGAGGUCGUCAACGGAGGGAUACAUCCGUCGCGUUUUGGAUCCCCGUAGCGACAGAGUGAUGUGGUGGAGCCGAGUGUUUCUUUUUGCACGUUUCGCUGCAUUGGCCGUAGAUCCAUUCUUCUUUUUUGCACUGGCAGUGGCUGACGACGGUGGCGACGGUGAUGGUGGUGGUGGGCCGUGUAUAUAUAUAGACGAAACGGUAGUGAGAACGGUGAGCAUUGUACGAACCUGCGUCGACGCCAUGCACCUGUGCCACGUGUGGCUUCAGUUCCGUUUGGCUUACGUGUCUAAGGAAUCUUUAGUAGUUGGAUGUGGGACGCUAGUGUGGGAUGCACGUGAUAUCGCCUUUCAUUACCUUCGAUCCCUUACAGGAUUUUGGUUAGAUGUAUUCGUCCUCUUACCAAUCCCCCAGGUGGCAUAUUUGUGGGUACUACCAAGAUUCCUAAGAGAAGAGAAGGUAUCGACCAUAAUGAUACUUGUACAACUCAUUUUCUUGUUCCAAUACAUCCCUAAAGUUUGGCAUGGCUACAUCUUAAUGUAUCGUAUGCGGCUUGUCAACGGGUACAUCUUUGGGUCAAUCUGGUUUCGUGUAGGCCUCAGUUUCAUGGCUUACUACCUCGGUUUUCAUUCAUCAGGAGGAUAUUGGUAUGCACUAGCCAUACAACGCGUUGUUUUAUGCCUAACUAAACAAUGUGAUGCUAGCAAGAAAUGUAGCACCCUCUUUCUAUCGUGCUCAAGUAAUCCCAAAUCUAGAAGUAGAAGCUCCAUGUGCUUAGAUGAGGACGGGUCUUUUCCUUAUGGAAUCUAUCAGUUUGCUAUUCCUGUAAUUUCAAUUGAUUCUGUCGCCUCAAGGAUCUCAUACAGUGAGUUAUGGGGUAUAACUUCUUUCAGCACUAUGGGCAAUAUUCUUGAGCCUACCAGUGAGAUCUUGGAGGUGAUUUUGUCAUGUUAUAUGGUGCUUGUUGGGCUACUGCUUUUCACAGUGCUAGUUGCGACUAUUCAGGUAUUCUUGUAUGCACUUGCGGGAAGGACUACUAGAGCACAAAUAACACUUAGAGACAUGGAAUGGUGGAUGAAACGAAGACAAUUGCCUUCUGCUUUGAGAAAAAGAGUUCGCCAUUUUGAGAAUCAAAGGUGGUCAUUUAUGGGAGGUCAAGAUGAUAUGGAUAUGAUCCAAGAUCUGCCUGUAGGACUUAGACGAGAUAUCAAACGUUAUCUUUGCUUGGACCUCAUAAAAAAGGCACCAUUUUUCAACUUCAUGGAUGAUGUAAUUCUUGACAAUAUUUGUGAUCGAGUUACAUACUUCGUCUACUCAAAGGGCGAAAAGAUUAUCAGAGAAGGAGAUCCUGUCCAGAGAAUGGUGUUUAUAGUUGAUGGAAAAGUAAAAAGAACCCAAUUGCUAAGUCGAGGGAUGGUUGCAACAAGCACAUUAGAACCAGGGAGUUUCUUUGGAGAUGAGCUACUUUCAUGGUGCCUUCGGGUUCCAUUUAUAGCCCGUUUUCCUGCUGCAACUGCUACAUUCACUUGUGUCAAGCCAACAGAAGCAUUUGCACUAGAUGCUAAACAUCUAAGGUACAUCACUAAUCAUUUUCGUUACAAUUUUGUUAAUGAAAAAAUGAAGCGAAGAGCAAGGUACUAUUCAUCAAACUGGAGAACAUGGGCUGCUGUUAACAUACAAAUUGCAUGGCGCCAUUAUGUUUCAAGAACAAGGAGGGGGACACCGAAUCAUGGUUCAAUGAAUAAUGUCCGGCUUCAACAUUAUGCGGCUAUGUUCAUGUCGUUUAAGCCUCACGACCACCUUGAAUGAAAAAUAAAAAAUGUAUUUUGGUAGGAUUGUUAUAAGAUGAUGUAUCUAACUUUUUAUGUGUUAUAAGAAGGUUUUAUUGCAUAAAAUUUUGAGAAAA